UUUUCGGACACAAGCUGAGCUCUGAAAGCUCUCCCUAGGUCUUCCUAGGUCUCCUCACCUACCUGGAACCUACGGUACCUGCUCUCCCUUUUGCGACUCUGGAGAGCUUGCGCCUCGCCCCCCUCACCGUCACAGGGUCUCGCUCACCCAUCAAACCACAAACCACUAACCCCAGAAGCAAAAACAAGCUCCACCACUCCAUGAUUUUCUCUUAUCCGCCGGCCUAUCAAGUGGCCGAUCUCCAACGACCUGUCUGGAGGCCGGUACUCAGAUACAAGCCACACGAUUCGAAUAAGAUUUAAGAAUGAUCCAAAAAUAAACGUCGGUCCCAGGCACUCUCAGGCACCAAGCCACGAUCUGACCAGAUUGGGAGCCCUAACUGCGAACCCGACCUGGCAGAAACCGCCCGAGGGCCACAGCAGGAUCAUUAAACACAAGAGAGCAUCUAUGGCGUAAAUGGCUGAGGCUAUCUCGAUAAACCCACCGAUUAGCAAUCAUCAUGCAGUCUUCUUCCACGGCGACUCAUACAAUUCGGAUCCGACAAUGUCGGGUCGACGAAAGUCGCACUUACUACUCACCUAUUCGUUCUUGUUCAACCACCCUGCAGAAGAAUCUUUAUCCCCUCCCGACUCCGAGCCCGUGCUACCCUUUCCCCACGAAACUUUUCUCCUGGCUCCUGCAUGCGGCCCAUAUCGACCAGGCAAAGACACAUGUGAGGGUAACGUUGUCCAUCGGUACCACUCUCCCAACUCCCAUUACUACUCACCUGCCCAAUUCGACUGGCACAGGACGGUCGACCAAUCAGUACACGUGUGGCUUGUUCUCCCUCGAGGAAUUUACAUUCCUUCUCCGGGUCCUCCCAUCUCUGGUGUCACCACCAAAUUCCAAGUGUUAGGACGUUUCAGAAACUGGUGUGUACUACUCUACCCGCCUCACGGCACAUCCAUCCCUAUUUCAAAUGCCAAAUUCCAAUCCUAG
This is a messenger RNA of Mollisia scopiformis, 978 nucleotides long. RefSeq lists its product as uncharacterized. Bases 457 to 978 code for a protein of 173 amino acids. NCBI's taxonomy places the organism in Eukaryota, Fungi, Ascomycota, Leotiomycetes, Helotiales, Mollisiaceae. The record is from RefSeq and is a predicted model, not a curated record. The transcript has 3 exons.